This is a messenger RNA of Pelobates cultripes (western spadefoot toad), 5596 nucleotides long. NCBI's taxonomy places the organism in Eukaryota, Metazoa, Chordata, Amphibia, Anura, Pelobatidae. The record is from the annotation of a GenBank genome assembly.
CCAGCCUCUAAAGCCUCUAGUGGCUGUCUCAUUGACAGCCGCUAGAGGCGUUUGCGUGCUUUUCACUGUGAAAAUCACAGUGAGAAGACGCAAGCGUCCAUAGGAAAGCAUUGUGAAUGCUUUCCUAUGAGACCGGCUGAAUGCGCGCGCAGCUCCUGCCGCGCAUGCGCAUUCAGCCGAAGAGGAGGAGGAGAGCUCCCCACCAGGCGCUGGAGAAAAGGUAAGAUUUAACCCUUUCCUCGCCAUCCAGCCCAGCGGGAGGGGGUCCCUGAGGGUGGGGGCACCCUCAGGGCACUAUAGUGUCAGGAAAACGAGUAUGUUUUCCUGGCACUAUAGUGGUCCUUUAAGUUAUAACAUUUCUUUCACUAAACUAUAAAAAAAAAUGCUUCCUAUGUAUAACCCCCGGAACCUUCUUUCAGAGUGCUUAGUUGAAAAGGGGAAUGCGUGCGUUGCACCAAAUCCAGUAACAUCCCGGCGUGCAUUGGGGCCGUUCUUUCUCUUCCGGUUUGUGAAUCUCGCUGCUGGAGUAGUGGUGAGUGUUCGAAGCCAUGGAUGAUUUAUUUUAUCCGAUUCCAUCCUCAUUUAAUGGGGGAUAUAUCGGCACGAACUGGGCUCGGUUACCACGUAGAGCGCCAGAGGGUCAUUGAGAGUGGUGUAUUUAUGGCUUUUAAUCUGUAUAAAUGGAUGAAAUAGUAGCCUUCUCUGCUUAGAAAAUAUGAACCAGUAUCUAUGAUAGAGUACUGAUAAUACUUAAUACUAAGUGUAUUAUACAGGAGAUUUCUGGUGGGGCCAUCUAUGUAUUUAUUUAUUUUUUUACGAAGUUGAAGUUCUUUUGAUCUUAUUGAUCAGAUGUAGUUAUAUCAGAAUGUCUGCAAUACCCCGACUAGUUUAAAUGGAAGGAAAAGAAACCACUUUCUGCCACAGCCAGUUUUAUCUUGACAUCAUGCUUGCACUUCUUGCUUAUAGAUACAUGCCCUGUUCCUAAUUUUAAACAGAUUAAGUACUGGAGAACAUAAGCACUUAAUACAUUCAGUGUAAGUUGGCAUUCACUUGGUACCCAUGAUUUGGAAAUGUAAUGGGAGCUACUUACUACUAAUUUCAGGAAUUUUACAAUGACAUGUAUGUCAUGUUUAUAUAUGUGUAUUUAUAUAUUUGUUUACAGUUAAGGCAAGGUGUAUAUGUGAUUUCUGGAUGUGAGAGAAUAAGCACAAAACCCAAAGUUGUAUAAAAAGUACAAAUUGGGUUGUUAAACUUUGAAUUUCAGUGAAUUAAAAUCCAAAUGGCAAAAUCGAUAAUCUAAAAGUGUGUGUGUAUGUAUGUAUAUAUAUAUAUAUAUAUAUAUAUAUAUUUUUUUUUUUUUUCUUUGCGCUCAUUUGCAUACACCUAAACAGAAUCCCUUGCAGCAGUGAGAGCACUGUUAAAGUGAGAUUUCUGUGGGAAAAGCAAGUCGUAUGGCUUGACUUGGUGUGUGUAUUUGUGUUUAGCAUUGUAUUAACUAUCCACUUCAGGUGGAAGGGGUUUUCAUCCACACUUUUUUCCCCACCACAACUAUAUUGUGUGUGUGUGUGUGUGUGUGUGUGUGUGUGUGUGUGUGUGUGUGUGUGUAUAUAUAUAUCUAUCUAUCUCUGUUACACACACACUAAACUUCAUGUAUGUUAUGUAUAAGUCUUGAGCUAUAUAUUUUUUUUAAAUGCAUGAAUUCCAUAAUAUGGAAUAAGUGCAUCUAUGCUAUAGAAUACUCCUUUAAUAGAAACAUAGAAUGUGACGGCAGAUAACCAUUUGGCCCAUCUAGUCUGCCCAAUUUUCUAAAUACUUUCAUUAGUCCCUGGCCUUAUCUUAUAUCUAGGAUAGCCUUAUGCCUUUCCCAAGCAUGCUUAAAGUCCUUUACUGUGUUAAUCUCUACCACUUUAGCCGGAGGACUAAGCAGUAUUCUGAAAAUAUUUAAACUUUCUCAUAUAACAGUUUGUGAUAAGCAUAUAAUAGAAGAACAUUAUGUGGCUUAUUGUAUAUUUUCACUGUGCAUUAUUAAGGCUUUUUUUUCUUAACAGGAUUGAUCAUGGCAAAGUCCAAGAAUCACACCACCCACAACCAAUGUGAGUAUUUUUAUUAUGCACAAUAAUUGAUGAAAAGCUGAGUUUUAAAAAAAUAUUGUGAUAGAUUACUCUGCAUAAAUGUAUAAUUUAAAGGGACACUAUAGGCACUAUAGGCAUCCAGACCACUUCAGCUCAUUGAAGUGGUCUGGGUGCACUGUCCCAUUCCCCUUAACCUUACAAUUUUAAUUAUUGCAGGUUUUUUUAUUGCAUUUUUCUCAUAUACAAAAACAUAAACACAAAAUAAUUGCAAGUGCCCUUUUAUGUCCUAUAUAACAGUAACUUCCAUACUUGUUCCCUUUUUUUAUUUUUUUUCCCUUUCUUAACUUUUUUCCUUACCUUUCCUUUCUCUUUUUUUACCCUUUUGCUUUCAGAAUUAUAAAGUAGAGUCACCAAUAAAUUACUAAUUUAUUUACAUUUACACAGUCACCUAAAUAUCCCUUGAGAGAGUCACAGAGAAAUAUCUUUAUUAACCGUAUCUGAUUGUAAAUAUAUAUAUAUAUAUAUAUAUAUAUAUAUAUAUAUAUAUAUAUAUAAUUUUAUUUUUAGCCAAAAUUCCAAGAUCUUUUUGUUUGUUCUAUUUUUUGGCAGCCCUUUUCCAUUGCCAGAUUAUUUGUUCGGUUAAUGUCUCCAGUUUAGGAAUGUUACUUGUUUUCCAGUUUUUUGCAAUCAUUUAGUUUUACCCCAGUUAGUAUAUGUAAAAUUAUAUGAAGGAUAUCUUUCAGUAUUAUUCAUCUUUAAAUGUAGUAGUGCCAGUUCUGGGCUUUUUUUUCUAGUUUCUUAUUACUUAAAGGACCACUAUAGUGCCCUGAGGGUGCAUACUUACUUUGUCUUUUCCGCAUCUCCAACAGUAAAUAUCUGAAUCUCCGCUACUAUCUUUCAAUUUCUCCGUUCUUGCUGGUACCCAGUACAAUCUGUUGUGUACCUUAUAUUGCGUUUCCUUUAAAUUAAUGCCCAAUGUAUGUAUUUGUAUGUGAUGUCAUGGGAUCUUUCCCAUACAUAUUGAUCUUAAGGUCUUGUUCCCAAUUUUUUAUGGCUGUAGGUUCAGUUCUAGAUGACAUUUUAUAUACAAUUUGGGCACACUUAGACAUGAAACCUUUUUAUAGUUAUCUUGUUGUAGUAACAUUUUUCAGUCUUUAAUUAUUUCUGAGCAUCCUUUGUACAGAUAUUUCGAGAUAAAGCCUCCAAAUCUCAAGUAGUUAAAAAUGUAUUUAUUCGGAAUGCUAUACUCUGAAACAAGUCUGGGAAAAGAUUUUAUUUUAUUUUAUUUUGGUCUGCCAUUUCUUUUAAUUUUGUAAUACCGUUAUAAAAUACAAAAAUGAUUGCCGUUUUUGAUCAAAUACAAUAAUUACAUUAGAGGGUUAACUCCACCUCUAGUGGUUGUCUACCAGACAGCCACUAGCGGAACUUCCGGGUUGUUAAGCAACUUUUGGUAACCUAAGACAGCAUAGGAAAACAUUCUACAAUGCUUUCCUGUUUGUGAAGUCCUAAUGCGAGCAUGGCAUUUUCCGAGGGACAUAGUUUUUGGAGUUUUUCUAGCACUAUAGGUUCCCUUUUAAAGGUAUACUUGAAGCACAAUCACUAUUACAGAUUAUUGUAGUGGUUAUGGUGCAAGAUGACCAUGUCAUAGUAGUUUUCAAGCUGGAGUCUAUGUCAAUUUGGCAUUGCCGAAAAGGUUAAUGGUGAUUUGUUGUUACCAGAGCUUGCUUACUCUCUUGGAUAUUUCGCUUCCUCAUUACUGCACUACAAAUAGGAUGUGCUUUGGUCCUCCAGUAUUAGACAAAUUGAUAUGAUUAAAAUCAGGUGGAACCUCAUAUCCAGCCUAUACUAUAAGCAUUUCAAUAAGUUAUGGUGAUUGGAGUGUACCUUUUAAAAUUCAGGUGAGUAAAGUAUGUAUGAAUGAGGACCUUUAGUCAAUACUCCAAAAUGACAUGUUUCCACAAGGAAGGUAUUGGGUGCCACAGCUACUUGAAACCUUUGACUUAUUUAUUUUUAUCCUGCAAAAAAUAAGCUGGUAAAGUGCUGUCUACACCUUUCUAUAGCUGUGGGUUAUAUCUCCUGGUUUAGUAUAACUGUUUGUAGCUUUUAGCCUGUAGGUACUUAUUGUGCUCACUUUUUUUUUCACAGCUCGUAAAUGGCACAGAAAUGGCAUUAAGAAGCCCAGAUCACAGAGAUAUGAAUCUCUCAAGGGGGUAAGUAUUUUUUUGCUUUGUGUUGCCUUAUUUGUAUAUUACAUAUGUAAUAUUUUUUUGUAUUUUAGUAGCAGGUGAGUUUCCAGCAUUUUUGACUGCUUAAGGGUCAAUAAUUAAUACUACCAUCACCAUCUCAUCCCUAGAAACCCUAUGCCAAGUAGGGAAUGUUGUGCUUAUUUAGCAUUAGCUGCUGUUUUAAAUACUUGCCAUAUUCUAACAAAUGAGGCACUAAAUUCAUCGUCAUUGGUUAAAGUUGAGUUUGUUGGCUAGAAUGUAUUACCCCAAUAUUGGGCCAACAUGCAGUUUAUAAAACUGCAUCCUUAAAGGAACUUUAAACGCACCAUAACCUCUACAGCACACUUUAGCUUCUGCCUACAGUCCAUCAGGCAUAGAGCAGGAAGCCUUCUGUCUGAGCUAAGCUUGUUUUUGCAGGACUUGGCUUAAGAGAGUAAAAGGAAGCUCUUAAGCAGGAUCUUCUUGCUCUGACAGAAGUAUUGGGGUUGGGCAACAUUGCUUUGAGAAGCCCAGCUAAGAAAAAUGUAUACAGUGUUUGAAGUGUUGCUUUAACAAAGACUAGCUUGACUAUUUAAAAAUUAUUGAAUUGUGUGGGAUCAUACCAGGUAACUGCACAUUUUUGACUGAAUUGGAAAUUUCUCACAAGACAACUUUCUUGCUUAGCAAUUUAUACUUUAAACUUACAGUUCUCUGAAAUAACAAUUUAAAGUUUUGUGAGUAACUCUGUGGCAACCUCAUUAGAGAUAUCUUUGCCAGAAGCUCAAGGAAGCAAGGAGAAUGGCUAGUGUAGGCCUCUUAUGACCAUUGGAGUAACUAUCCUCCAUUUGUUUAAAUAUACAUAGGGAUUUGGGAAAGAGUGCAGGUAAUUUUUAUAAAAUUUUUUCCCCUUUUGGUUUAUACACUAGAAAAUGCCAUCUUUUUGAAAAUGGCAAUAUAGAUGUACAGCAUUAGAUCCAUUUUUUUUUUCCAGAAAUGAAAAUAUAUGAAAUAAAAAUGCAUGUUUUAUUGUGUUUUGCAAACUGACAUUCAAUUUCUUUGUCAUUCCAGGUUGAUCCAAAGUUCAUGAAGAAUCUGCGUUUUGCAAAGAAACACAAUAAGAAAGGAUUGAAAAAGAUGCGAAUAAACAAUGCAGCAAAUGCAGCCCUUGCAGCCAGUGCAAGAAGUGCACCUGUCGCAAAACCAUAGUCUUUUCUAGAUAAUAUGCUGGGACUUUGCAACAUCGUCAUUUUUACUGUUCUGUGCCCAUGAAUAAUGUCACUUUAUUAAAUUUAAAGUUGAAACACAAAUUUAUGGUCUCUU